AUGGAUGAAGGCACAGUUUCCAACGACUCUAUUCCAGAUUUAAAAGAUUUGGAGGUGAAAAUCGGACGGAAGACACCGGAGGGUUUGCUAAAGUGGAUGCGAGAAGAGGCGUCAACGCAACGCGGAGAUGCCAAGUUGAACUCGCUGGAGACCAAAGACGGAGACAUCACAGAGAGGAAGAGCCUAGAUGAGAAGAUUCGAAAAUUAAAAGUCGAUAUGGCCCACCUGCGCUCGGUGGAUGUGAAGAUCCUGCAGCAGCUGCUGGCGGUGCACGAGGGGAUCGAGGCAUGUAAGUGGCUCCUGGAGGAGCGCGGCACCCUGGCCAGCCGCUGCAGCAGCCUGACCAGCAGCCAGUACAGCCUGGGAGAGGGCCCUGGAGGAGACACCUCCUGGAGAGACAGCUGGAGCAGCCUGCAGGACCCCCUCAACGACAAGCUAGAUAACAUCUCUAUAGGUAGCUAUCUGGACACCCUGGCGGACGACAUGGAUGAGUACUGCCCCUCUAGUUCUGAGUAUGCGCUGUGUUCUACUCCACUGGGGACUGAGAUGCCCACUCAGACUGGCGGAGGGACAGGUGCUGGGGUAGGGGCGGGGAGAGGUGCUGGAGCAGGGGCAGUGUCUGGGGCAGGGGUUUUGGCUGGGACAGGAGGGGCAGGAGCUGAGUUAGGACCAGGCACAGGGGGCAAGGUAGUUGUUGGGCCUGGGGCUCCCCAAGUCAAGCCAGAGAUCCCCAAAGAGGAGCCUCCCAUUUGGACUAAGGACAAAAAUGUAGUGAAAGGAACCACCAUCACCAAGGACACCAAGGACUCCAACCAAACGCAGCAGCCCAGUAAGAGCAAUGGCGUCCUGGAGAAGGCAGUCAGGCAAGCAGGAGGACUUGCUGACUCGGCCCGGGCCUGCCUGGCUGAGAAGCUGGGGAAAAACCAGAGCCCCAAACUCAAACCCUAUAAGAACGGCAAGAUAGACCUGGAUGGCUGCAAGAUGAACGGCACGAUGCACCUGGAGUAUGACGCCCACUGGCGAUGGGUGCAGUCGCAGGAUGAUGUUACAUUUCUGUGAGGUGGAUGAAUUACGCCACCAAAGACGCUUAGCCCGCUCCCAUGUGAUGACCAAACAGGUCAAAGGUUAAGAGAGAGGGGGCCUUGGACUGGUGUUGUGGUUGAUUGCAGUUAUUAUUCAAACUUCUACCAUUGCCGUUGUGCAAGACAUCAGGUGUGGAUGAGUAGGAGAACACAACAUCAUUACAUUGUUCUAUUCACUCUAAAUGUGACUGCACUAACUUUCUAGAACAUUGACAGUAUUAUAUUGGGGAUAAAGUUGAUAUUUUUGUUUACCUUCUCUUCCUG
Molecule: messenger RNA, 1346 nt
Organism: Salvelinus namaycush (lake trout)
Lineage: Eukaryota; Metazoa; Chordata; Actinopteri; Salmoniformes; Salmonidae
Gene: lurap1
Product: leucine rich adaptor protein 1
Exons: 2
Coding region: 1-1059 (352 amino acids)
Biological process (GO): positive regulation of cytokine production; positive regulation of canonical NF-kappaB signal transduction
Source: RefSeq, a predicted model, not a curated record